AUGGUUGUAUCCAGGCAAUUUAUCAGUGAUAUCAUCGUAGCACUGGAUAACCUAGAUCGAAAUCUUGUGCUACAGAUAGCUCGUGGCUUAUUGAAUAUCGUACAAUCGCAUAUGAUUUCAUACGAAGAACAAGUAACAGCAUUGCGUUUUCGACUUGCUGAUGUUUACGAAGAACAGGGUAAUUUUGAGGAAGCAGCAAAAAAUCUCAUUGCUAUUCCACUGGAGACCGGACAGAGAGGCGGAAACGUAACAGCAUUGCGUUUUCGACUUGCUGAUGUUUAUGAGGAACAGGGUAAUUUUGAGGAAGCAGCAAAAAAUCUUAUUGCUAUCCCACUGGAGACCGGGCAGAGUGAUGAGAAGCGAUGGUUUGGUGUUGAAGAUCAAGUUUUUGAUUCGUCUAAUUGGGCAAACAGCCCCAUUAAUCGUUGGUUUUUUCCGUUGACACUUUAUGCUCGUGUAUUGGACCAUCGCAAUAAAUUUAUCGAAGCAGCCCAGCGAUAUUACGAUCUGUCGAUUUUCCAGACAGGUUUAUCCAAUGCCGAAAAAAUGCAAGCGCUUACAAAUGCUAUUUCCUGUGCAAUUUUAGCUUCACCAGCUCAUCAACGAUGCACACGUGAAGGAUGGAGUGUGCUUAAGCGAGCGAUUGUCGAGCAUAAUUUUAUUGCUGUUAGUCGAAUCUUCACCAAUAUUACAUUCGAGCAGCUUGCCAAACUUUUGGAUAUCGACAACAAGCAGGCCGAAAAAAUGGCAUGGCAAAUGAUCGCUGAUAAACGUGUCAGCGGAAUGAUGGACCAGAUUGAUGGACUUAUACAUUUUACACCGUCAGUGAAUGAUGAUGCGAUAACAGGAAGAGAAGCACUGGCCGAAUGGGACCAGCUGAUCGGAGAGCUGUGUCAUCACGUGAACACGAUCAGCGACAUGAUCGAAUUGAAGCAUCCGUUGUGGUGCGAAACGCUCAAGCAAAUUAGUAACUGUGCAUAA
Molecule: messenger RNA, 981 nt
Organism: Gongylonema pulchrum
Lineage: Eukaryota; Metazoa; Nematoda; Chromadorea; Rhabditida; Gongylonematidae
Source: the annotation of a GenBank genome assembly